AUGGAAACUGAAAUAGAACUCAUUAAUUCUGGGAUCGAUAAUAUUGAGCGUCUUAAUUUGUCCCCGAAAAUAACUGUGUUAAAUCUGCAUCACAAUCACAUUUCAGAGAUAAAUGGACUCACAAGAACGGCGUUGUUGCGUUAUUUGGAUUUAUCUUCCAAUUAUAUCACUAGAAUAUGUGGACUCGACAACUUGCAGCAUCUUCGAGUUUUGAACUUGUCGUCGAAUAAGAUUCGAUUCAUUGAUUCGUUAGACAACUUGAAUUGUUUAGUCCGCUUAGAUGUUUCUUUCAAUGAAAUAACUAGCCUAGUUGGUUUGAAAAAACUAUUUGGCCCUGGUUAUAGUUUGACUACUAUUAUAUUACAAGGAAAUCAAAUCCAGUCCAAGUCACAUAUUUUGGAGUGCCUAAAAAAUUUAGUUAAUUUGCGCCAAUUAGUUUUGCUCAAUCCACAAACUAGAGAUAGUAAUCCUGUUUGUUGCGAACCAGAUUAUCGGCUAGAUUUACUUCAGGGCCUUCCUCAAUUAGAAAUAUUAGAUCACGUUGACAGAAUGGGCCGUUCAACCCAAAUUGACGUCUUAGCCGAUUUGCCAGAACUGAAUAGAUUUCUCGAUAUGAUUCCUAUUUCCAGUUUGUUAGGAUCUGAUCAUUUGCUUGAAGAAAAAGACGAGAAACUGAACUGUAAUGAAGAUCAAAUACAUUGGUCAAAAAACUCUGCCGAUAAAGAAGUUAAAAAUAUGCAUUCGGUAACCUGUGAACAAAGUGACCAACAUAUUUCUACAUUAUCUUCAACAACUGAACGUCGUUUAUUAAAUUUAGAAAGUCAAUUAAAUUCGUUAAUCACUUCUCAUUUAAUGAGAGUUUAUCAAACUGAACAUAUUCAUUCAAAGCCUCAUAGUAAUGUACCUAAUUCAUCAGUUCAAGAAAAUAAUCUACAAACGUGUGAUACAGUAAACGCAAAAGUUGAAACCAACUCGUCUAGAGUGAAUGAUACACUUGAAAGUGUACACAAUGACUUGUGUCAACAUAUUCCAGAAAAAGAAGUGUUCAAUGGAGAACUUCACACUGAAACUAAUUUACAAUCGAAUAAUUUAAAAGUACAAUCAAUCAUUGAUAAAUCAUCAUCAUACCCUGUCCAACAGUUAGGUGCACAAAAUCUUCAACAUCUUAAUCAUUUAUCAACUGUGAAGAAACAAUCAAUUGUAGACAAAAAUCAACCAGAUACAUCAACAAAAUCGAAAUCAAUUCCUGGUAGAUUAUCUUACAAAACGUCAACUGAAAAGAAAACUAAACAAGAAAAUUCCAGAAGAUCAACUUCCACUGGAUUAAUGAAUUUCAAUAAUGAAUUAAUUGAUCAAAAUAAAAAAGUUCCUGUAACUAUGACAAUUUGUCCUACUUCAAAUAUACAAUUAAAUGAUCAUAGAAAUGAAAUGAAAACUAUGAAUAAAAUACUUUAUGAAUUUGAUCAGGAAAAAUCACGAAGAAAACAAUCUGAACAAUUGUGUCAAGAUUUAGUUAAUCGAAUACGUGAAUUAGAAUUAUCAGCAAUUGAUCAACGUAAAGCUUUAAAAGUAACAGAAGAAUUGAAACAAGCAUUUACUACAGAACAUCAAGAAAAAUUAUUAGUACAAUCUCAAUUAAAGAUAAUUGAACAAAAAUUUAAUGAUAUGUGCCAAAUUGUUGAUCAUUUACGGGUAAAAGAAAAUGCAGAAAAAGAUCGAUAUGAACAAGAGAUUGAAAAUUUAAACAAACUUAUCACUGAAAUACGCGCUGAUAAUAAAAAUGCAUUAGCAAGAGCAGAAAACGCUGAACAGAAAUUAGACAAAACCAAAACAUUGUUACGUAAUCGUGAAACAGAGUACGAAAAAGAAUUAAAUAAUCGUUAUAAAUUGGAUAGUCCAGAAUUAUCAAAGUUUAUAUCAGCGAAAAUUGAUCUAGAACGAGCACAUUAUCAAAAAGAUAUUGAUUUGCUUCAAGAAAAGUUAAUCGAGAGUACUAAACGUUACACAGCUCUUGAAGAUGAAUUCAGGAUGGCAUUAAGAAUUGAAGCAGAACGAUAUGAAACAUUACUUAAAACAUCAGAUUUAUGUAAAAAUGAAUUGAAUAAUACACAAUUACAAUUAAAAGAAAUGAUAGAACGUGAAGAAUCUGCACGUUGUUUAAUUCAAGAAUUAAAUGCGGUGGUUAAAGAACAAAAAUCUAAGUAUACAAGUCAACAAAAAGCCCAUCUUCUAUUACAACACAAUUUAAAAGAACGUAUCACAACUUUGGAAAUGCAUUUAGAAGAAGCCCAAACACGGAUUAGAAAUCAUGAAAAUUUACGAAAGGAAUUAAAACAACAGAAAGCUGAAAUGACAGCUCAAGAAUCGAUUAUUGCCGGAUUAAAAGCUGAAAGACGUAAUUGGGGUGAAGAAUUGGCUAAACAAGGAUCAGCUUUAGCUCAAGAUCGUGGACGAUUGGAAGCUAAAAUUGAAGCUCAAGAAUUAGAAAUAGCCAGUCUCAAAAAAUCUCUUGAAAAUGAAAAUGACUCUGUUAAAAUCAAGAGUAAAGUAAUUGAUGACCAAACAGAGACAAUAUUGAACUUAAAAAAGUCUAUUCAAGAGAAUCAAACUGAAAUAAAACGACUACAAAAUGAAAAUCUACAAAAUCGUCAUAAUUUAGAAAAUCAAUUAAAACAGAAAAUUCAAGAAAAUACAGAAUUGGAUGAUGAAAUCAAACGUCUUGUUAAACGCAAAGAAGAUUUGAAACUAUUGGUUGCUGACUUACAAUCAAAAGUAGAUGAAUUACAAAAGCAAAAUGAAUCUAUGUCACAGCGUUGGCGCGAUCGUACAAGUUUAAUAGAUAAGUUAGAAAAACAAGUAGAACAAAUGCGUAGUAAUUGGGAUGAAGAACAAAAACUUCUAAUUGACGAACGAGAUACAGCACGAAAAGAAAUUAGUGAACUACAUUCACAAAUGCAAAUUAUGGACGAAAGAUUUCGUCAACAACUAUCAUCUACUGAAGAAAUGAAAGAUUUGACAGUGAAUCGUGUGAAGAACGAAGCAGAACAAUUACGUAUAGCUUGUGAAGCACGUGUAGCUGAAGUGGAAUCAGAAAUGCGCACGAUCCUUUUAGAAGCAGAAAAUUCAAGAAAAGCUACACAAGAAAGACUUAGAUGUAUAUCAGCAGCAUUAUGUGCUCCAAUCUCACCACAUAACAAAAUCCAGUGCAUUAACACCUAA
Messenger RNA from Schistosoma rodhaini, 3219 nucleotides. The record is from the annotation of a GenBank genome assembly. Lineage: Eukaryota; Metazoa; Platyhelminthes; Trematoda; Strigeidida; Schistosomatidae.